AUCAAUACAAUUGCUCUCUAUCUUUCUUGUGCGAUUCGCUUGCUUCGCCGGAGAAUUACGUCACUGAUCGGAUCAACAAGGUAAUUCUGCCGUCGAUUCAGUUCCCAAACUUUCCGGCAAGAUCUGUGAAUGUUAGAUAACUGAACGAAGAAUUUGGAUUUCUGAAAGUUUGUUCGAGAACUUUUGGGGUGAAUUUGCAAUCUUUUUUCUUUAUGAAUUAAGGUUUGAGUAUGGAGGGUAGUGUGAGAUCAGGAGGUGUAGUGAAGAAGAAAAGUUCAUCUGGGUGUUUGAUAAUUAAGAAGAAAGAUGAUAGAAUAGGCAUGGGUGGAGGAGGGGGUGUGGGUUCUUCAAGGGGUUCACAGAAGGUGAAAAAGAGGCCUAGAUUGGUUGAGAGUGAUUCGGAGUCGAGUGAAGAGUCAUUGGAACCAAUUAGGAGAAAGGGUGGAGAGAAAUUUCACAAUGGGUCAGUUGGCAGUGGAAAAAGUGGCGUGGAAAGUAGGGAAUUUGGUAGGAAUGGGAAUAUUGAAAGUGAGAGUAAGAGAAGUAAGUUAGAUUUGUUUGAUUUCGACGAAUACGAUGAAUUCAAUGAGGAGAUGAAGUGGAAUUCUGCAAGAACUGGGAGUUCUAGUAGGAAUAUGAUGAUUGAGAAGAGGAAUCACUCUAAUAUUGAUAGUUCUAAGGAAAGGAGUGAUUCUGAUGAUGACGAUGAAGCACAUAUGCCAAUUUCAUUGCUUAGGUUGAAGAGUAGGGAAUCGUCUCAAGAACCAAUUAGAUUUCAAGGGAAAAAUGGAGUCUUGAAGGUAAUGGUGAAUAAGAAGAAGAAGAUAGACUUAUCACACAAGGAUUAUGAUGUUGAAAGUAGGAAAGGUUCCAGUUCUGACGAUGGUGUCAAGAAGGAUGUGCUACGCCGAGCUUCUUUGCACUCGGAUUCUAAACGCCCUGAAAAACGACCACUGUCCAUUAAAACGGAGCAGGCUGAGCUGAAAUCACAAAAAUCUUUCUUGGCGAAAGGCAUUAAGUCUAUAGACUCUGAAAAUGAUGGAACUGAUACAUCACUUAAGUUGGCACCACCUAGUUCAAAGACGAGGAGGAUUAAGGAAGAAAGCAGGUCUGUAGCAGCUGAAGAUGUUACCCCUGCUAAGAACAAAGAAGGAAAAUUGAAACGUCGUGGGAGUAUGGAUAAGCAGCAGCUUCAGCCUGCUAGCUCAAAUGCUAGGGUGAUUAAGGAAGAAAACAGGUCCAUAGCAGCUGAAAAUGUUACCCCUGCCAAAAGCAAAGAAGGAAAAUUGAAACGAGGUGGGAGUACUGAGAAGCAGCAACUGCGUGAGAGGAUCAGAGGAAUGCUUAUUGAAGCUGGAUGGACCAUUGACUAUAGACCAAGAAGGAACAGAGAUUACUUGGAUGCAGUGUAUAUUAAUCCUAGUGGAACGGCAUACUGGUCAAUAAUUAAGGCUUAUGAUGCACUGCAAAAACAGUCAGAGGAAGAUCCAGGAAAAAGUAAACUUGAUGGUGACUCUACUUCGUUUGCUCCAUUAGCUGAUGAUUUAAUCAAUAAGCUAACCAGGCAAACACGGAAGAAGAUUGAGAAAGAAAUGAAAAAGAAAAGAAAAGAUGAUGCCAAGAACCGAGAUUACAUGAAGUCUACUAUGCAAGAGUCUGCAGAGGACACAGAUGAUGAUCAGCAUGAGGAAAGACUAAGUAGCUAUGUAAAGAAGAAAGGUAAGUUUCUGAAAUGCAAGUCGCAUGCAACAGAUCAGGAGACUGAUGGUGAUACAAGUGACGAUUCUUCAAAGGGAGGAAGAUCUAGGCAAGAUAUGUCCGGAAAAUCAUCUAUUGGAGCUGCUUCCAGUGAAAUACAGGGAAGAAAAAGUAGGAUAAUUGGGCGAUGUACAUUGUUGGUUCGCAGAUCUGAUAAGGAGCAAGAUUCUGAAAGCGAUGGCUAUGUUCCUUAUACUGGAAAGAGAACCUUAUUGGCCUGGAUGAUCGACUCUGGGACAGCGAAGUUAAGUCAGAAGGUUCAAUAUAUGAAUCGUAGGAGGACCAGAGUAAAGCUAGAAGGUUGGAUAACACGAGAUGGCAUCCACUGUGGUUGCUGUAGUAAAAUUCUUCCAGUUUCAAAAUUUGAGCUGCAUGCAGGAAGUACAUUGCGUCAACCAUAUCAAAACAUAAUCUUGGAGUCUGGUGUUUCUUUGCUGGAGUGCUUGGUUGAUGCAUGGAAUCAGCAAGGAGAAUCUGAUCGCGAAGAUUUCCACACUGUAAACGCCGACAGUGAUGACCCUGAUGAUGAUACUUGUGGUAGAUGUGGUGAUGGUGGGGACCUUAUGUGUUGUGAUGGCUGCCCUUCGACUUUUCAUCAAAGCUGUCUGGGUGUACAAAUGCUUCCUCCAGGCGAUUGGCUCUGUCCAAAUUGCACAUGCAAAUUUUGUAACACCGGCAGUACUAUCACAGAGGAAGAUGAGGGAGCUGUAGAUGAGCUUCGCUGGUGCAGCCUCUGUGAGAAAAAAUAUCAUAAAUCAUGCAGUCUGGAUAUGAAUGCUAUACCCUCUAGUUCUAAUAGUCCAUCUGUAUCGUUUUGCGGGAAGAAAUGCCAAGAGCUGUAUGAUCAUCUGCAGAAGAUUCUUGGUGUCAAACAUGAGAUUGAAGCUGGAUUCUCAUGGUCCCUAAUUCAACGAACGGAUUUAGACUCUGAUCAUUCUCAUCAUGCCUUUUCUCAACGGGUGGAGUGCAAUUCUAAACUAGCUGUUGCACUGGCUGUUAUGGAUGAAUGUUUUUUGCCGAUUGUGGAUAGGAAAAGUGGCAUCAAUAUUAUUCAUAAUGUUCUUUAUAACUGCGGCUCAAACUUUACCCGGCUGAAUUUUCAUGGCUUCUAUACGGCAAUCUUGGAAAGGGGUGAUGAAAUAAUAUCUGCUGCAUCCAUAAGGAUCCAUGGAACUCAACUUGCAGAAAUGCCGUACAUUGGGACCAGGAAUAUAUAUAGGCGCCAAGGGAUGUGCCGCCGGUUGCUGUCUGCUAUUGAGACGGUCCUCUCCACACUGAAAGUUCAGAAGUUGAUUAUUCCUGCUAUAUCUGAGCAUAUGCAUACUUGGACCAUAGUUUUUGGAUUUAAUCCACUUGAGGAAUCACAGAGGCUAGAGAUGAAGUCCAUCAAUAUGUUGGUGUUUCCUGGGACAGAUAUGCUACAAAAGAGGUUACUAAAUGGAGAGACCCUAGAGGCUGGUAUAAAUGCUGGUGAUUCAAAACAUAGUGUUCCUCGGUUGCCUGCUUUGGUUGAAAAAGCUGAUAAGGACUCCGACUCCCCUACUAAGUGCGACGGGAACUUGCAAGAUCAAGCCUGCAUAGAAAAAGUUGAUGACGGUGUUGGUGCUUCUGAUUCUCUAUCUACACCUGUUGAUUUAAGUGAUAGUGCUUUGGUUAGAACAGAAAGUGCUGAUUGUGGAUCAGAUAUUCAAAUCUCCACUAAGGAGGCUACAUCUGUCCAAUGCAAUAUGGAGAAGAAGCUGCCUGAAUCGACCACAAAAUCAAGGCCCUCCUCUCCUUCCGGUCCAAGUAUAGGAAACACUGAUUCGGGAGAUGUUUCAUUGGGUCCUUCCACAGAAGUUGAUGACCAGUCAUCUGAGCCGGUCCAUCAAAAAUUGUGCAUUUCAUUGGAUGAAGCUUCUGCCAGAAACAUUGAGGUAGAGAAACAGAAUGAGGAGGUUUCAGAUAAUAUUUCCAUUGAUGCCAAUGGGAAAGGUUUAUCGGCAGAUACCAAAGCUAGUUGUUUUAAAGAACCUGCUGCACCAAGUGCAGAAGAAGAAACUGACAAGACAAAAGUUUCAGUAUGUGUCUCUGCAACUUGUGAGAGUACAAAGCCUUCCAUAGAUGUCCUCUCAGACUCUACUCAACCAAGUACACCUGGCGUGCAGAAUGGGCGAAAUGUGGUUUUAAAGCAAACUUCUGAUAUUAAACGUCUUGAUGACGGAGAUGUUUCCCUGGAAGAGGGUAAUUUGGAUGCCUCUCCAAUUGGUGAUGGAGUUAAUGACAAUAAUGGUGCUGAAGUUUCUUCUUCUAAAUCUGCAAUUGAUUCCUCGGUUGAAACUUCUUUGAAUGCUGCCCCAGAAAAUAACAUGGACUGUCAACUUUCUCUCUGUCCUGGAUCUCAAGCAUGUGGCUUGAACCCUUCUGAUGGCUGUUCUGAAGCAAAAGUUUCUCUUGAUGAGAAGAUAGUUCACUCUGAUCCUGGUCGGGCAGAAACUCAUGAAGUAACUGUAGCGGGCAGUUGCAGUGGAACUGUUGAUUCUUCUGCUGAUGUUUCUGCAGAACUUGCUGCUGAAGAAAAGAUUUAGACUCUGGUCUAGGCCUAUUGAUGCUAAUCACACUGACUAUGCUUACUUAAACAUCACGGUAAUCAACGUAAGCUUGAUGUCGGAUUUUGUACAAGGUCUCCUACGAAGUUGUUUCCUCUCCUGAACUACUUUUGGGUAAUCAAGGUCAUCUCACGUUCCUGAAGCUGUUUGUGUUCUGUCAAUCAAACCAAUUUUGAUUCUUCAGUGGGUUAUGUCGUAAAGGGAAAGAAGGAAAUAGUUAUUCAGGAAGGCAAUUAUAAAAAAAUUGGUCUAGAAGUUGUGCAGUUUCUCUGCUGUCAUCUAGGUGGAGGGUUUCAGAAAUGUAUAGCAGCUUUUGAUUGGAUGCUCUGAAACCAAUGUCCUAAACCAUCUGUGGAAAUUGAGACACUCAGAGCCCUUCAGGAGCUGGUGUAAUGGAAAUUGUCUUUAUCGAUCUAUCAGCAUAAUGGAGUGUCUGUCUGGUAGUAGUUUGGCGGUACAAUCACCAGCCUAUUAGUAGUAUCAUUAUCAAAAGGGUAUGUGAAUUGUACCUCAUGGAUACGGCAGCAAAUUUUGUGAACCUUGUGGACUCCAUUGGUGAGAGACACCAACAAAGAUUUUGAAUGUACAUAUGUAGUUUUGUGUAGAUCUAAUAUUCUGUUACCAAGGUCCUCAGAUAUCCUUGUAAUUCAUCAAUUGAAAUGAUAAUAUCACCAAAUAUCCAAGUUUCUGGUUAA
Molecule: messenger RNA, 5041 nt
Organism: Solanum verrucosum
Lineage: Eukaryota; Viridiplantae; Streptophyta; Magnoliopsida; Solanales; Solanaceae
Exons: 9
Coding region: 231-4325 (1364 amino acids)
Biological process (GO): negative regulation of DNA-templated transcription
Molecular function (GO): transcription corepressor activity
Source: RefSeq, a predicted model, not a curated record